UAGCAACCCGCAUCAGCAGCGUCCCGCCCGCGGUUUCUCCUCCUCUCUCGCUCAGGGAGCUCCGCUGUUUCAGCCUCUUCCGCUUCCGCCUCUCAUCCAGUGCCGGGCGUUGAAUGCGGUUUCCUCUGCAGCGAGCCCGAUUACUUAAUCUGGAGCUGCUACAACCUCCUGUGGUUCUGCCUUUGUGGAGUGGAGUUGGCUCAAGAUGCUCAAACUUACAUUAAAAGAGGGUGGAGGAAAAUCUGCUCAUGUCUCCCCGUGUGUGUGUUAAGGGACAGCUUGAUCGGUCUUGAGCUUGUGUGUGCAUUGAGUAAGAAAUGAGGUAGUGCUGUUUAUUACAAGGAGAGAGAAAUGAGGCAGUAUUAUUUUUAGCAUGGAGUGUGAAAGUGCUUGACUGUUGUGUUUUUGGAGUUGGUAUUUGCUUCUGUGGAUCAGCUUUGUCUUGUUUUUUGUGAAAACAAAGAACAGGUGAACUAUACCAGGGGAGUGGCCAUAACUUUCAUGACGACGUGAUAACUUGAGGCUAAAUUGAUAUUAGAAAAACAAGAUGUGGUGAACUAAAUAAGAUGAGAAAUGGCCAUAAUACUGGAAUUAUGAAAGACUAAGUGUUCUGCUUUGUGAGGUGUUUGAAGGAAGGUGUAUAUUUGAUUCCAAAGCACAGAUGUUUAAGCAUUUUUUUAGGGGUGCUACAAAUAAAAGGAAAAAGUGAGGGUUGUGCUACAAGACCUAAUGAGGAAGGGAUGGGCAAGGUGGUGUAUGGUGACAAACUAAUGAAGACUGCUGAAAUAAACAUGAGUUCUUGGUGAUUUUUGGAUUUGCCAAGCUAUUAAAGGAAUGUUGUUAUAGUAGUAGAAGAUCUCCUCUUGGGCCUUCAGGAUCAAAACUUGCUUCCUUGUAUCUGGUUUAAUUUGAUAUCUAGAGAGGAGUACUAAAUCAGUUAAGAAUGGGAGGGGUUGAAAGCAGUAGCUCUGUAUCCUCUUCAAGAAUGUUUCCAGAUUGGAGUCUAGCCUUCUGGACUCUGUGCUCAGUGAUUGUGCCAGUAUUGAUCACCCUGUGGUGCAGCUUUCGGCGAUCUCGAAGGCAAGGACUGAUGCAGGACAUCUUGGGUAAGAGCAAGCAUGAUUGGCAGGACACAGAUCUCUUUAGCCAGCCCACCUAUUGCUGUAUCUGCUCUCAGCACAUCCUUCAGGGAGCUUUCUGUAACUGCUGUGGGCUGUGUGUCGAUGAAGAGUGCCUGAAGACGGCUGACCAUCAUUUCCUCUGCAAGGAGAUCAUAAUGAGGGGUGAAAGUGGGAUCAGGACCUCUAUGAUACACCACUGGAUCCGAGGCAAUGUCCCUCUGUGCAGCUACUGUGUUGUGUGCAAACAGCAGUGUGGCACCCAGCCGAAGCUGUGUGAUUACAGGUGUGUUUGGUGUCAGCAAACUGUGCAUGAUGAAUGUAUGCAGAAUGCUUUGAAGAAUGAGACAUGUGGAUUGGGAGAAUUUUGCAACUUAAUCAUUCCUCCAUAUUACUUAUUCAGUGUCAGUCAAAUGCGAAAAGACAAAAGAGUGGACUAUGGCAAGCUAGCUGCCUCCUGUGGGAAAAAUUGGACUCCAAUAAUCAUUUUGGCUAAUACUCGGAGUGGAAACAAUAUGGGAGAAACAUUGCUGAGGCAAUUUAAGAUCUUACUAAACCCAAUUCAGGUUUUUGAAUUAACCAAAACAACACCUGCAAAAGCACUCCAGCUUUGCACUUGGCUGCCUUGCAAUUCUGCUAGAGUACUUGUCUGUGGUGGAGAUGGCACCGUGGGCUGGGUCUUAGACGCAAUUGAUGACAUGAAGAUAAAGGGCCAGGAACAGUACAUCCCGCAGGUUGCCAUCUUACCCUUGGGAACAGGAAAUGACCUGUCAAAUACACUGGGCUGGGGUGCUGGCUAUGCUGGAGAGGUCCCAGUGGAACAUAUUCUACGCAAUGUAAUGGAUGCUGAUGGAAUCAAGCUAGAUAGGUGGAAGGUUCAGGUAACAAACAAAGGAUAUUACAACUUAAGAAAAUUAAAGGUCUUCACAAUGAACAACUACUUUUCUAUAGGGCCGGAUGCUCUCAUGGCAUUAAACUUUCACACACAUCGUGAGAAGUCUCCCUCUCUGUUUUCCAGUCGGAUUAUUAACAAGGCUGUUUAUUUUUUCUACGGAACCAAAGAUUGCCUGGUACAGGAAUGUAAGGAUUUGAACAAAAAGAUUGAGCUAGAGUUGGAUGGAGAGAGAAUUGAUCUGCCCAGCUUGGAAGGCAUCAUAGUUCUGAAUAUUGCCUACUGGGGAGGCGGCUGUAGACUGUGGGAAGGCAUGGGGGAUGAGCUUUAUCCUCUGGCACGGCAUGAUGAUGGGCUGCUGGAAGUCGUUGGGGUCAAUGGCUCUUUUCACUGUGCACAGAUUCAAGUGAAGCUUGCAAAUCCUGUCCGGCUAGGACAGGCCCAUACUGUAAGGUUGAUUUUGAAGAAUUCAAAGAUGCCAAUGCAGGUGGAUGGAGAACCCUGGGCACAAGGGCCUUGUGAUGUUACCAUAACCCACAAGACUCACGCACCGAUGCUCUAUCACUCAGGUGAACAGACAGAUGAUGACGUGUCCAGCGUAUCUGAACAGGAACUAGCAAAGGAUCAGACUGAUGAAGACACCUAGGUCUUGGUCAAGUCUGUACAUGUUAAAUGGUAAUUCAGCUUGGCUUUCACUGAAAAGCUUGGCGUUAAAUAUUCCAUCUCCAGUAACCCUCUUAAUGCCAUAUCAUAUCUGUAUUUACAAGUGGGACAGGAGUAACUAAGCCAUGCAUUUAGUGAUUUUUAAAAGCUGAGCCAGGUUUAAAUUCAGCAAGCGCUUUUGCUUUGGUAUAUAGUAUCAAGGUGAAGCAGGAGAGAGAAACCUUUCAUGGUAACUUUACGCUGACUACUCUGCAGACUGAAUGCCUUCUUCAGCAGCGUUUGUGUAUAGUCCUAUGGACUGGCUGCCGGUGUCCAUAGUCCAUAAUUGUAAAGAUCUAGAUUUUGAAGAGCAUGUAAAAAUAUCAUUUCAGGCCUAGUGCUGAUGUCCCACGGUCUAAUCAGGAGUAAACUGUGGGCUCAAGUGCUCCUUUUCCAUUCCCUCUUACUUACAAAUUUUCCUCUUCUUGUUUUUGGAGCCAUCUAUGGUGCUAUGUUGUGUCAGCACCAGUAGUUUCACUAACUGUGGUUUGCUUUGAAAAGUGAAAGAAAAUGGGGAAUCUGCACACAAAGUGUGUAUGAACCCACAAGUGCUCCUAAUAGGGCAAGCACUGUGUCUGCACCAGACCAUGUCCAGCUUCACUUUUGGUAAGACAAUCACUGCACUGAAUGUUGCUAGAUCUCACAGAUGGCUAAAAACCAUUGCAUAUCACAGCAGUUUCUAUUUCUGCUGCUUAGGAGCUGAGCAGAGAGAGGUCUAGAACUGUGUAUUGCUCAUCUAACCAGUUAAGACCUGAUAGAUGGAUAGAUAUUUUUGGUUUCAUAGAAGAGUGUUCAGUUCAUCAGUAUGUUAAACGUCCUUCCUCACUGGUUGAUCAGAGUUUAAAAUAAUGGGUUUGAUCUCUGAAUAAUGGUUAUGUGAGACAAUAGCUCUGGAUAUUCUAAAUAAAACUAUCAGCGCAGUGUAGAUAUAAUAUGCUGACACCCACUUCCCUUACACUCCCUCGCUGUUACAUUGUUUACUGGGACAGACAUGGUGCCUGCUAAACAUAUUUGCAAAAUGUAAUAACCAAAGGAUUGUCACUUGUCUGACAAUCCCAGUACUUUAACAUAACUUAAUUUUAAAUUUCAAAGAAUUCCUAAAUUGUCUGUCAGUGAUGCACUGAUUCUCUCCGGAUAACUUUGAAAAAAGAGCUCAAAACAGCAAAUGAGAACAUAUUAUUGACUAUCUCUGAGUUCAGUUCCAAAUUGCCCUUCCAUGAAUUCUGUUUGCAGAAGGGCUGUAAUCCAGCAGGGGCUCAUGGUGGAGGAAGGGGAGGAGUCAUGUUUCGCUAAUUUCCCCUUCACAACCUCCCUCAAUGUUCUGGAGGACCUUCCAGCCUUUUAGGGGGCUGUAGGUGGAAAGAGGAAUUAGUGAAAAUUGCUUUUGCCAGUGGGAAGCACCCUUAAAGAUAUAGGUGCUGAAAUUGCAGGUAUGUUAUUGUUUUUGUCUUGCUGUUCAAAAAUCCACUGAAAUGAACCUAAAUCGUACAAGGAUAAAAGAAUCCUGGUUGUUUCAGUGAGGCUUGUGCAGGGCACAUUCCUGGCAAAUUAUGCCCUUGGUCUUAACACUGAAUUAUUCUCUUCUCACUUAAGAAAAAAUUCCCAACUUUCGUGUCUGUGUGUUGGUCAUUUUAAGAGCCUGGCUAGUAACGCAUGUUAUCCACUUAGGUAGUAUGAUUCCAGGUUUUAAAACAGUACCUUUUAUAUCUUAAAUUAAGACUGUCUCGCUCUCGUUUUGAGUAAGGAAAAUUAUGUAUAAAUUGGCAAGUUACAAUAUUGGUAAUAGAAUUUAAUAAUCUUGUGCCAGUAUGGACCAGACUAUAUGGAUGUUGCAGUUGAAAAAAUUUCCAUUGAAGGCAGAAGGAAUGUGUUUUGUUUUCGUCUUAAACUUUUUUCACACACUGAUUAGAUUUUGACAGUCUUCUUUUUCAUCAAGUAGAUGUAUACUAAGUUAUUCAUAGUGUAAAUGGCUUGCUCAAAGUCCUGUCUGCAUCCAUGUAUGUCUUCAGUUGCACAAGAUGUGCUGAACCGGUGCCUAGCUGCGACAAUGGACUGAAUGAGGGCUAAUAAACUGAGGCUCAAUCCAGACACGACUGAGAUGCUGCUAGUGGGUGGUUCUUCUGACCAGAUGGUGGAUGUCCAACCUGUCCUGGAUGGGGUUUCACUCCCCCUGAAGGAGCAGGUUCAUAGCUUGGGGGUUCUCCUAGAACCAUUUCUGUCACUUGAGGCUCAGGUAGCGUCGGUGGCAUGGAGUGCCUUCUACCAAAUUUGGUUGGUGGCCCAGCUGCGCCCCUAUCUGGACAGGAAUAACCUGGCAUCAGUUCUCCAUGCUCUGGUAACCUCCAAGUUAUAUUACUGCAAUGCACUCUACGUGGGGCUGCCUUUGAAGACAGUUCGGAAACUGCAGCUUGUGCAAAAUGCAGUGGCCAGAUUGGUAACAGAGACCAAACGGUCCGAACAUAUAAAACCGAUUCUGGCCUGCUUGCAUUGGCUGCCUGUAUGUUUCUGAGCUCGAUUCAAGGUGCUGGUUUUAACCUAUAAAGCCUUACACGGCUUGGGACCACAAUACCUGAUGGAACACCUCUCCCGAUACGAACCCACCCGUACACUAUGCUCAACAUCCAAGGCCCUCCUCCGGGUGCCUACUCUGAAGGAAGCUUGGAGUCUGGCAACAAGGGAGAGGGCCUUCUCUGUGGUGGCCCCCAAAUUAUGGAAUGAUCUCUCUGACGAGGUGCACCUGGUGCCAACACUUAUCUUUUCGGCACCAGGUCAAGACUUUCCUCUUCUCCCAGGCAUUUUAGCAUGUGUUUUAAAAUCUUUAAAUUGUGUUUUAAAUUGUUUUAGAAGAUGUGUUUUAAAUUUGUAUAUUUGUUUUUAAUGUGUUUAAUUACUGUAAACUGCCCAGAGAGCUUCGGCUAUGAGGUGGUAUACAAGUACAAUAAAUAAAUAAAUAAUAAGAUGGUUUUCACAUAUGCAUUGAUAAGCAGUGCCAUUGGGAGAAGUGCAAACUAGUGGUAUCCAGGACUUUAUUGCCAGGAGAUCAUUGCAGUGGGACUUCCAGGUCAUGGUUAGUCUUGCAAUGACCAUGUCCAGGAAUCUGUUCUAGCGGACAUCACUGCUCAAAGAAGAUUAAAUGGGCCUUUGAUCACCACCUGUACCUCAUCUAAGGUUUUUAUACCUUCACAUGUACAUAACGGAUGAGAACAGUAAAAAAUGUAUAUGAAAAGUCACUUUCCAUGUGCAGCUGAGUUCUCAAAGCACUUUGUCAGCAAUAGACCAAGAAACAGACUCUGAGCUGCCAGUGGGUGUUAAAUUAAUAGACAUAUAACCAUUCAAGUUCUUUCUUGUUUGUUUGAAUGAUUUACUUAUUUUUGUAAACCUAUUUAUGUGCUAUGCUCUGAUCUUGAGUGUCUUUGUGUUUACAUAGCCAUAUAAGUUAGUGGACCAUACUCCCAAAGGGACUUGCUGAAUAUGCUUCAUUGUAUCUUAGUAAAGAAUGUGUUAGUUCAAUACUUUGGAGAGGUUACAACAUACUUUCACCUUUAUUCUUCUGUUAUCUAGAGCACUUCAUUCUGCCAAGACUGUAAGGAAAUUCCUGCUUUAAGUUGCUUCCUAUGUAAUCAUAUUCAUCUAGGCUACCAAGGGAACAGGUUGAACAGUGGAUUGGCUCUGUAGAAUUGAAUUGUAACACUCUCUCUAGGUCUGGUUCAUACACUCUCAGGCCCAGGAAUCUUCCAUGUGGUGUGGGCUACUCCAUAGAUCUUGCUGGACUAUAUGAUGCAGUAUAUGCAUGUCUCUCCAAUUUGUGAAAUCUUUUCUUUGUCUCUGUCUCUCUUACUUACUUACGUAAAGGGGAAAGGGUAUUUCCUGCGUUCUCCCAGUGCUGUGCGUUAUGUCAAAACAACAGUGGGAGAUGCAGGAGCAUGCCUACUGCCCAACUUGCACAUAGAAGAUUUUGAGGCUGGUGAGUGUGGAGCUAGUCCUAGUGUUCUUGCCUGUCAUGGCAUGAUGUGCUUCAGUUUGAAUUCCGUACUUAUUCCUGUAAAUAAUCUACAAACACAACUUGAAGAGGAAAUUAUGUGUUUUUAUUGUUUGAACUACUGAAUCUUGAACAGAAUUCUAAGAAUUGGAAAACUCCCCCAAACUGUAGUUGACCAAUUAUCCAAAAGGGGGUGCUCAACUAUUGAGUUACAGUUGUAGCCUGAACUGGUUCCCCCACUUGGUAGUUUUCAUUAUGGCUACUUCCAUAAGAGCCUGGUGUUUUAACACUUCCUGAGCUGCUGCUGCUGUUUUUUAUAUUUAACUAAAACAAACUAAGCUGUGGUUCAGUUUGUGUUUAAAAAGAAAAGAAAGCUUCACAAAAGUUCCUGAUUUGAGACUUUGAUUAAAUGACUACUGUUAUCUCUGGCUGGUCAGUGUCCCUGUCUUAUGUCUUUGGUUUCCCUUAGUGCUGCUUUACAUCAUCACCGUCACUGUAUUAGAAGCUGCUUGAAGUAGCCUCCACAUGGCGAGUGCUCCCCAUGGCAGUUAUUGCCUUGUAGAGUGGCAUGCUGUGUGGACAACCUGAUCACAAAGAGACAUUCCAUUUGAUUCAGGUGAUCUAUGUGCCCUGGCUGCUCUUUGCACUACUGUUGCUGCAUGGCACAGUGGCCACUUGGAUGCUGUGGUGUCUGCUUGGAAAAUUUAAUGGGUAAACUGCCUCUAAACAGUGACUACAGGUAAGCCAGAAUCUACCAACAAGAUCGCUACCCCUUGCCUCUGUCAUCACAUGGGAAUAUAUAGUAAAUAUCCAGGAGCUAAGUGCUGCAAAACUGACAAUAAUUAAGUAGCUUUAGUGUCUAGUUAAUCUUUACCAAUCCAAGGUUGAAGUGAGUUAAAAGUUGCUGCUCUCAGGCUAAUGGUUAUGAACUAGUUUUGGAUAAAACUCAGAAAAGUACAUGGACACACAUUGUCUUACUUUGUCUCUGGAGGAUUUUUUUUUAAAGGAAAUCUUUGAAUUGUGUGAAAUACUUUGCUACUGAAA
This is a messenger RNA of Rhineura floridana, 7735 nucleotides long. It is a transcript of the gene DGKE, whose product is annotated as diacylglycerol kinase epsilon. The transcript is spliced from 12 exons. NCBI's taxonomy places the organism in Eukaryota, Metazoa, Chordata, Lepidosauria, Squamata, Rhineuridae. Gene Ontology annotation, molecular function: ATP-dependent diacylglycerol kinase activity. The coding region runs from base 944 to 2656 and encodes 570 amino acids. The record is from RefSeq and is a predicted model, not a curated record.